GGGUUGCUCAAUUCGGAGGAUGGGAUACCGGAUAGUUGCGUCUGCUGCCACCACAGUCACAGACCAGAAGUGGAGCUAAACCUGCGAGGAUGGCUGGAAACGCGUGGAGGUCAACGGUGUCCCGUGUGAUGGGGGCGGUGAGGACCCAGACCCCUCAGCCCAGGAAUUUCACCAGAGGGCUGCAAACGGUUACACUAAUCCCUGGGGAUGGCAUCGGACCAGAAAUCUCAUCAGCUGUAGUCAAGAUAUUCGAAGCUGCUAAAGCCCCUAUCCAGUGGGAGGAGAGGAACGUUACUGCCAUCAAGGGACCAGGAGGGAAGUGGAUGAUCCCGCCAGAGGCCAAGGAGUCCAUGGACAAGAGCUUAAUCGGACUAAAGGGACCCCUGAAGACUCCGAUCGCCGCUGGCCAUCCCUCCAUGAACCUGCUGCUACGAAAGACCUUUGACCUCUACGCCAACGUGCGGCCCUGCGUCUCCAUCGAGGGCUACAAGACGCCCUACACCGACGUCAACCUGGUCACCAUCCGAGAGAACACAGAGGGCGAGUACAGUGGCAUCGAGCACGUGAUUGUGGACGGCGUGGUCCAGAGUAUCAAACUGAUAACAGAGGACGCCAGCCGCCGUAUCGCAGAGUACGCAUUCGAAUACGCCAGGAACAACCAAAGAAACAGUGUCACGGCUGUACACAAAGCCAACAUCAUGCGUAUGUCAGAUGGGCUGUUCCUCAGGAAGUGCAGAGAGGUGGCAGAGAAUUUCAAGGACAUCAAGUUCACAGAGAUGUACCUGGACACAGUCUGCCUGAACAUGGUACAGGAUCCCACUCAGUUUGAUGUGCUGGUCAUGCCCAAUCUGUAUGGUGACAUCUUGAGUGAUCUGUGUGCUGGCCUGAUUGGUGGUCUUGGAGUGACUCCCAGUGGCAACAUCGGUGCUAAUGGAGUGGCCAUCUUUGAGUCGGUCCACGGCACUGCCCCCGACAUCGCCGGUAAGGACCUGGCCAACCCCACUGCCCUGCUGCUGAGUGCAGUCAUGAUGCUGCGGCACAUGGGCCUGCACGGCCACGCACAGAAGAUCGAGAGCGCCUGCUUCGACACCAUCCGAGACAAAAAGGUCCUGACUGGUGACCUCGGCGGAAACUCCAAGUGUUCAGAGUUCACAGCAGAGAUCUGCCGAAGAGUGCAGGACAUGGACUGAAGACACACGUCAGCCCAUUCCCAAUAAUUAUAAUAAUAAUUACACACAUGAAAGACGAAUCCCUUCCUUGUCACCAAGAGGAAAACCAACAGAAAAAAAAGAAAAACAAAACAAUCUAUCUCAUCUUCGUAUCAUUCUCAUAUCUCUGCGCACAAUUCUACUAUCUUAAAUGUACAUGUGUAUGUAACUGAGAUCGAUAUAUAACUCCAGUGGGGUUACAGCCCUAAAUGUUUUAUUUUGUUUUUCCACCACUCGACAAAAAGCACUGUCUUAAAAAAGAAAAAAAAGAAAAAGUAACUCCUGUCCUAUGGUUCUGUGUUUGUGAGAUGAGUUUUAUGCUGCAUAAUCUAAAAAUGGUUUAUUUAUUUACUGGAUUCAGCCCAGAGUCUGGUACAUUUUAACAUAUUGUUGCCUGCCUGACUAAUGGCAGAGUGCAAAGUUGUCCGGUUUCAAAUUUGCAAUACAUUAAAAAAAAGUUACUGAUAUUUUCAAUCAAA
Messenger RNA from Engraulis encrasicolus (European anchovy), 1687 nucleotides. It is a transcript of the gene idh3a, whose product is annotated as isocitrate dehydrogenase (NAD(+)) 3 catalytic subunit alpha. Gene Ontology annotation, cellular component: mitochondrion. Gene Ontology annotation, biological process: isocitrate metabolic process; tricarboxylic acid cycle. The transcript is spliced from 11 exons. The record is from RefSeq and is a predicted model, not a curated record. Gene Ontology annotation, molecular function: isocitrate dehydrogenase (NAD+) activity; NAD binding; magnesium ion binding. Lineage: Eukaryota; Metazoa; Chordata; Actinopteri; Clupeiformes; Engraulidae. The coding region runs from base 90 to 1190 and encodes 366 amino acids.